Adineta ricciae is the source of this 843-nucleotide messenger RNA. The record is from the annotation of a GenBank genome assembly. NCBI's taxonomy places the organism in Eukaryota, Metazoa, Rotifera, Eurotatoria, Adinetida, Adinetidae.
AUGAUCCAUUUAACAUUGUCCAAUCCUGUUGAGGGUGGUAAUACAUAUGGAUGUGGACCGAUGGGUAUCAAUAUUGACCAAGGUCUCAAUCAAAUUGAUCGAGAAGAGAUCAUACCAUGCUGUGUUGCUCACGACAUAUGCUAUCGUAACUGUUCAAUGUCUCGAUUUCAGUGCGAUUGUGAUUUCUACAAAUGCAUUAAAAACCAAUGUGAAAACAAGUUACCUCAUGAUUGCGCAGUAUUUGCAAUAAAGUUUUAUACAUUAGUCCGAAUUGGAGGCAUAUCAUCGUACCAACGUGAUCAAAGAACACAGCGUACACCUUAUCGCCUACUUCGUGUCAAAUAUUUUCUACUUGAAAUCAACUAUAUAGCGUUGUUGUCAUUGCCAGUCUUCUGCAAAGUCACGUUGAAAACAUACUCGCUCAUCGUCAAAACUCUAUCGCUGAUUAGUCUGGCGUCAUCUGUUUCUAUCAUCAGUGAGAAUUCACUCGGAUGCGGACCCAUGGGUGUGAAUAUAGAUUUGGCUCUCAACAAAAUCGAUCGGAGUGAAAUCAUUCCAUGCUGUGUCAGCCAUGAUGCAUGUUAUCGCAAUUGUUCGAUGAGUCGACUGACAUGCGACUGCACGUUCUAUACAUAUAUCAAGAAUCGAUGUGAAAAUCACCUGCCAAACGACUGUAAAGUAUUUGCUACGAAUCUUUUCGCGAUGGUUCGAAUUGAAGGUGUACCAUCAUACAAACGUGACCAAGAAAGUAGCAAAUGUCUUUCGAAAAACUAUCAACGCGAAUUAGAUAAAAUACUAAUGCAACAAGAAACAGAACAGUAUGUGAAAUCAUGUCCAAAAUAA